AUGGUGCAAGCGAUUGUUGUCAGUGCGCCGGCCACCCUUGCGGUCGAAAACGACCGCCCCCUGCCCACUCUUCGGGAUGACAGCAUCCUCGUGAAAGUUGCCAGCGAUGCAGCCACCCUGGGCGUUAAUCUCGUCACCGUCAGUCAAUCGCUCUACCAGGCCUUGGGGCUGGCUCCUCCUUCUCGUCCUCUCUCCGCACCGCAAUACAUCCUCAUCUACGGCGGCUCCACCACAGUCGGCACCCUGGCAAUCCAGUACGCUAAGCUCUCCGGCUACAUGGUCUACGACCACCACGACCCGGCCGCCCCGGAGCAAAUCCGCGAAGCCACCCAGGACCAACUGGCCCUGGUGGUGGACACCAUCUCGACUCCGGAAACCGCCUCCUUUUGCGGCCAGGCAAUCAGCCAAGCCCAAGGGGACGAGUACACGGCCCUGCUCCCCGGUGCUCCCGUGCCCCGGGAGGAUGUUCGUAGUCACUGGACCCUGGCCUACACCACGGGUGGCUAUGACUUUCUGUUCCACGGUCAGCGCAUCCCGGCCAACCCGGCCGAUCGGGACUUUGCGGAGGCCUGGCUGGAGACCGCGACGCGCUUCUUGGCCGACGGCGCGGUCGUCCCGCAUCCGGUGCGGUUGGGCGACGGAGCCCCGGAGGUAGAAGUGGUCGGAGUCGGCUGGGCCACCGACGAAGUAGAAGCCACCGACGAAGUGGAAGUCACGGUCGACGAAGUGGUGGGCGAUGAAGAAGAGGUCACUGACGCGGAUGCUGAGUCCCCGUCUGAGGAUUCAGAAGAAGAAGAAGAAGAAGAAGAAGAAGAAGAAGAAGAGAAAGAAGAGGCAGCAGUGGUCACUGUUCCAACACCCGCGGUGCUGGACUCCUCCAGGCUCGAUUUCGAGAAAUCUUCCACCACUUCCCACACGGAUGUUGAAACCCGGGGGCUGGUCGCCACACCAGCAGUCUUCGCCCUGGAGGGCCAAGAACAGUCCCUUCUUUUCAUCACACAGUCUCUGGCAGUACCCUGGCGAUUGGCGUAUUCGUCCCAUUCCACCGCCUGGGCCGAGACAAUCAGGAGAGCCAAAGCGCCCAACGAGGUAGAAGAUGAGGCGAUCAUUAUGGGCCUGGGUCACAGUCACGAUUUUUUGGGAGGUUGCGGAUAUGGUGGGAGGAAGAGUAAGACGGAGGUGGAGUCGAAGAAAAAGCUGAAAUUGUCGGCCUCGUCGCAGCUGGCAAAGGAUCGGCCCCCCUUCAGCCAAAACCACGACAUCCUCUCUUCCCAUUCAUCGUUCGUGCCCUCCCCGGUCUUCUCAUUGCAGCUGCUCCAGCGGGUGUUUGCUAGCCCGGUGUUGCCGCUCAGAGGCGCGCACCCACGGGACGGCGGAACGACGUAG
This is a messenger RNA of Aspergillus affinis, 1386 nucleotides long. Its product is annotated as GroES-like protein. The record is from RefSeq and is a predicted model, not a curated record. Gene Ontology annotation, molecular function: oxidoreductase activity, acting on NAD(P)H. NCBI's taxonomy places the organism in Eukaryota, Fungi, Ascomycota, Eurotiomycetes, Eurotiales, Aspergillaceae. The transcript has 7 exons. The coding region runs from base 1 to 1386 and encodes 461 amino acids.